AUGAAGCUCCCAGCUACUCUCUCCGCAGCUCUCCUGGCCGUGUCUGCCGCCGCGCAGUUCGACAAAAACCUCCCAUGGGGUAAACGCGACUACGCCUGCAUCAACGUCUACCAAGGCAUCCCCGACCAUUCGACCGUCGCCCCGGGAGCCGAAAUCACCCUGAAGUUCAACCGCGAACCGACAGGGCGCUGCGACUCCAACCUUUCCCAGUACCCGGGUACUCCCUACGCCGUGUGGCUGUAUAAUAACCCGGUGCGCAACCGCGAUGUCGUGUCCUGGGACCAGAGGGUCAAAAUCACCGACGGGGUGGACGAGCAUGGCGGUGAAGUGACGAUCACCAUCCCUGAGGAUUUGCCUGCUGUCGGCGAUGACUCGGUUUGGUAUUUGAGGGUGGAUACGGUGCUGUCGACGGCGCCGCAGAUGCCGAGUUUGUUUAAUGCUACUGGACCGUUUGCUAUUCGGGAGUAG
Aspergillus steynii IBT 23096 is the source of this 468-nucleotide messenger RNA. RefSeq lists its product as uncharacterized. The transcript is spliced from 3 exons. The coding region runs from base 1 to 468 and encodes 155 amino acids. The record is from RefSeq and is a predicted model, not a curated record. NCBI's taxonomy places the organism in Eukaryota, Fungi, Ascomycota, Eurotiomycetes, Eurotiales, Aspergillaceae.